CUAAAAGAAACUUUUACCGACUCCAUUCUGCCCCUUAAAAUAUCAUACUCAACAUAGAGGGCAGCGGCUAAGGAGAUAGAAGAAGAAGAAGAUGGGGAUGAAGCCAGCGAAACAGGCGAUUUUUGUAUUUGGGGCUCUUGCAUUUGGGUGGCUAGCUAUUGAAAUGGCUUUCAAACCUUUCCUCGACAAAGCUCGUUCCGCCGAGGACAAGUCUGAUCCUGCUCGCGAUCCCGGUGAUGACGAUGACUCUGCUGAUCACGCGCAGAAGGACUUGCCUACAGAAUCUGAUGCUUUUGUCUCUGAUGAGAACCCAGCAACCGUUUGAUGAUGAUGGUAUGAUUUAUGAAGACUAGAUGUUUGGUUAUAUACAAAAUAGAAAAGGUGGGGCCAGGGGUUAGAGAUCAGUACUUUUAGCGAUAGAUUUGUAGGGUUUAAAUGCCCGGGAAUGGAAGAUUUAUGGGUUCUUAGUUGUAUUAUGUUGGGGUUUUAAUCUACUCUAGUUAUCAAUGCCAGGAAUAUUUUAUCA
Messenger RNA from Populus nigra (black poplar), 526 nucleotides. RefSeq names its product outer envelope membrane protein 7-like. The coding region runs from base 92 to 325 and encodes 77 amino acids. The transcript has a single exon. Gene Ontology annotation, cellular component: chloroplast outer membrane. The record is from RefSeq and is a predicted model, not a curated record. NCBI's taxonomy places the organism in Eukaryota, Viridiplantae, Streptophyta, Magnoliopsida, Malpighiales, Salicaceae.